Molecule: messenger RNA, 3702 nt
Organism: Dunckerocampus dactyliophorus (ringed pipefish)
Lineage: Eukaryota; Metazoa; Chordata; Actinopteri; Syngnathiformes; Syngnathidae
Gene: wdr4
Product: WD repeat domain 4
Exons: 11
Coding region: 214-1458 (414 amino acids)
Biological process (GO): RNA (guanine-N7)-methylation
Cellular component (GO): tRNA methyltransferase complex; nucleus; cytosol
Molecular function (GO): protein binding; tRNA (guanine(46)-N7)-methyltransferase activity
Source: RefSeq, a predicted model, not a curated record
CUUUUUACAGUACCUUGGUGUUUCUUGUUAAUUGUGGUCGCAGAUCAUGAGGAAUGUGCACACUCGGUGGAAUGUGUUUAUUUUCUUAGGUCUGUGGACAUUCUGUACCUUCUCUGUGAGGGGGCGUGUCCAGUUAUGUGCCAAAAACGAUGACGCGACUUUUGCGCGACGGUGUUGGACUGUCGCGUGCAAGCCGUCCCAAAACACGCAAGCAUGGCUGCAAUUGGCAUUUGUAAACAGUGGUUGUUUCUUUCGUGUGAUACCAAGUUAAUAGCCGCUCACACGCAGCAGGACAGUGAGCCAUUUGUGUUUGACUGUAGCGCUGCUGAGAAAAAGGAAAAGCAUCCAAAGAGUGACAACAGUCUUAGUCUGGCAGAGGAAACAGAAAGUGAUAAAGUGCUGGCAUUUACCAUUUCACCAUCUGGAAACCUGGUGGCACUAACAGAUGACUCCAAACGACUGGUCCUCUUUCGGUGUGAGCGUUCAUGGAAGUGUGUCAGCACCAGGUGGUUGGUGAGGAGGGGCACAUCCCUGGUGUUUACCUGGACAGAAGACGAGGUGCUUGUUGCUGAUAAAUCGGGCGACGUGUACUCCUUCUCAGUAGUGGACCAGGAGAGAGAGGGAGAGCUGAAGAUGGGGCACCUAUCCAUGGUCCUAGCUGUUACCAUGUCACUGAACGAUAAGUACAUCAUCACCGCCGACCGAGAUGAAAAAAUAAGAGUGAGCCACCUUAGAUCGCCAUACAACAUCCAGUCUUUCUGUCUGGGACAUCAACAGUUUGUUAGCUCUCUUCUGGUGCCAUCAGGUCAUCCACACUGGUUGCUGUCGGGAUCAGGGGAUGGGACCAUGAAGCUGUGGGAUUUCACGUCAGGGAAGAAGUUGCAUAGUUGGGACCUGCAACAGCUCGAAGAGGGACUUGGCUCCGACUCAGAGAAAAAGCUAACUGUUUGCCAAAUAACCAGUUCUCCUGAUGGGUGUCACAUAGCUGUACAGUGUGACAGAGUGUCAACGAUUCAGUUUUUCACGCUGCACCAGGACGAUGAAGAGAAGAAAUUUGUGCCUCACAGCAGGCUUUCCCUACCCUUCUGUCCUUUGGAUAUGGCCUUUGACCCAGAAGGUCGGCUUUGGGUGCUGAUGGAUUCCUGUGAAACUCUGCUACAAAUUUAUAAGCUUGAGCAAAGCUCUUGGAAGCGUGAAGCGGAAAGCCCUGAACUCAAACGAGUGACUGAGGCCUUCAAGCCCCACUGGCAGAGUCUUGAUGCUUCAGCUCGGACCAGCAGUCGCUUUGAGCAUCUGUACAAGGAGACUUUUGAUAACGUGGCAGAAUACCUGGAGAAGAAACAACACAGACUGGCGGAGCAGCAGCAGAAGAGGAGGAGCAUGGGACAGAAAGACGGCGGCAAGAAGAAGGCCAGGAAAGAGAUGCUGGAAGCUGUGGUGGAUGUGUCGUCCACAUGAAUUCACCGUUGGAAUGGAGCAUUUAUUUUAAGAGAAGAUAAACAUCAUUUUGAUUGGCUAACAUAUGUUGUUCGUGUCUCACGCAUUUGUUUCAGUCUGAAAAUAAACAAAUUCAUAGUAGCAAAGCCAUAGUUAAGUCUGAUUGGCUUCUGGCUGCGCCGUUCUCACAAUACAGCUUUUCACCUAACGAGAAAUCUCGUCACAUUUAAGUCUCGCGAGAUCUCGUGUGACGAGAUCCUUAUCUUUUAAUAAUUAUUCUGGGUGGCGAUAAUCGGGCUGGUGUGGAGGAGACGGGUUUAGGUUUUCUUCUGCAUGAGUGCAGAGGGGCACAGGUGGGUGUGUGCACUUACGUACAUGGAAGCCUUAGAGCAGGGGUGUCCAAACUUUUUCCAGCAAGGGCCACGUACUAAAAAAUGGAAGGAUGCAAGGGCCACUCUGAUAUUUUGUUAACCAACACAUGGAGAUAUGCUAAGAAGCUAUACGUAGCUCAAGAAAAAGCAGGUUAGGUGAAAUGCUACUAAAAAAUGAUGUUUUUUCCAAUAAUAAUACGAGUUUAUUCUUGUAAAAUUGCUACUUCUGUUCUUCAUUCGAGUAUGACUUUUUUUUCUUAAUAUUUUGACUUUAUUCCCGUAAAAAUGACAGCUGUUUUUUCCAAUAGUUGCAACUUCAUUCCCAUAUUUUUUAUCUUUUAAAAAAAAUAAUUUAUUUUUUCUUUAUUUCAACAUUGUCACAAAAAUUUUAUUUUUCAUCAUAUUACAAGUUUAUUCUUUUUUUUUUUUUUACUUUUUUUAUAAAGUUUAUAACUUUUUUUUCUCACUAGGAAACUAUUUUUUACUCUUCAUAUUUUGACUUUACUCUGGUAAAAUUUGUGCUGUUUUCAAUUUCUGCUGUUGAUUUUUUUUUUAUAAUUUUCCGAAUAUUUUAACUUUCUUCUUCUCCUAAUAUUUUCACUUUAUUCCCACGUUAUAAAUUUUCCCCCAACCUAAGUUUGCAAAAAAUUACAACUUUAUUCACUGUUUUUCACUUUAAAAACAAACAAACUUUUUUUCUUUAAUAUUUCAACUUCAUGCUACGAAAAUGAAAUGACUUUAUUCUUGUGUUUUUUCCUUGCUAGAUUACAACUCUUUUUAAUAUUUCAGACUUUUGAUUGAAGUUUCCCUGUUAAAUUACAUUUUUAGACUGUGCUGCGGGCCGAUAAAAUCACAGCCGCGGGCCACAAAUGGCCCCCGGGCCACACUUUGGACAUCCCUGCCUUAGAGGGUGCACUUGCUUGUGUCGAGGAGGAGGACUGAGGGAAGCCGUAUUUUUUCUUAAACCCAUUCUCACAUUUUCUUACGCUGUCUUACAAGCUAAAGUCUACCAUCAUACUUAGUGCAUGCAAAGUAUCGCUUUAUUAGAGUCUCGAGAAUAAACAUUUUUAUGGGCGCCUCAAUUCGUCCCAUUUUUUUCCGCUAUCUGCGAGUUGUCUCGAAACGUAACCCCCUCAGAUAGCAGGACUCUAACGGCAGCUGCAGUUAAAAAACCCACAAUUCCGUUAAGACAAAACAAUACAAUACAAAAAUGAAAGUUAAUGAUUUUGUAAUUUGUCAUUUUAUUCAUUUUUUGUAGGAAAGAACAAAAGUCACUAAAACUGUACAAUCUGUAAAAAAAACACUUCAAAUAUUUUUAAAAAAGAAAAUGUAAAUUGUAUCUAAAGUUCGUUCACCUGUACAAAUGAAUGUUUCCCUAAAAAACGAAAGGUGUCCACUGAGUUCAUCAGUAAUUGGUAACACGUCGGAAUUAUUUCAUCACUCGAGGCUAAAUAUCGACGAUUGUCCAAGAUGUGAAGCAGUAUUGCCGGUUCUUCCUCAGGCUGAAGUGCGUAGAAGACACUGACGCAAAUCUUUGCGAGACCUGCAAACACCAACCGUGUAUGAUGAAUACAUUCUGUUUUAUGGCUUUGCGGCUUGCAAAUGUUAAAACCACAAUGAACAAAGCAGUUCCUCUCCUCACCCGUUUGCACGCCAUAGUGAUGAGUAAUUUCAUUUGAGCUUAUUUCAUCUAAUUCUUUGCGUUGUUUGUUGAUACUUUGUUGUUGUCUUAUGUUGUCUUAUAUUGGCCAGGUCAGGUGACAGGCAGGCUUGCGCUACUUAAUGUGCUCUUUAUAUUUUAUUUGUGUUCUUCUUGAAGCUGAGAGUUCCACAGCAAGUGUCAUUAUGUCUUGGUGUGAUGACAAUAAACACUUCUUGACCAUAUUCUAAUUGU